This is a messenger RNA of Arachis duranensis, 773 nucleotides long. Its product is annotated as protein BUD31 homolog 2. Gene Ontology annotation, cellular component: nucleus; spliceosomal complex. The record is from RefSeq and is a predicted model, not a curated record. Gene Ontology annotation, biological process: mRNA splicing, via spliceosome. Bases 211 to 648 code for a protein of 145 amino acids. The transcript is spliced from 4 exons. Lineage: Eukaryota; Viridiplantae; Streptophyta; Magnoliopsida; Fabales; Fabaceae.
UUAGCACAACCUUCUUCCCUAAUUUUAAACCCUCCUUUACCUGCUACUUCACGAACUGUAAAUCAGAGUGAGAAACCCUCAAUUCUUCCAGUGUUGUGUGCUCGUGCUUCUUCUUUUGUUUCGGCGUUCUGCUCCACUGCUCUCAUUCUCGCCUGCGUCGUUUCGUUCUUCUUCUCUUCCGCCUCAACCGUCUGCCUUCGUGAACAAAACAUGCCAAAAGUGAAGACCAAUCGUGUUAAGUACCCAGAGGGCUGGGAACUCAUUGAACCUACACUCUCUGAACUUCAAGCGAAGAUGAGGGAAGCUGAGAAUGACCCCCAUGAUGGCAAAAGAAAGUGCGAGACGUUAUGGCCUAUAUUCAAGAUUGCAUACCAGAAGAGCCGCUACAUAUUUGACCUUUACCAUCAGAGGAAGGAAAUUUCUAACGAGUUGUAUGAGUUUUGCUUGGAUCAAGGAUAUGCUGACCGCAAUCUUAUUGCAAAAUGGAAGAAGCCUGGUUAUGAACGAUUAUGUUGCUUGAGAUGCAUGCAGACGCGUGAUCACAAUUUCGCCACUGCAUGUGUUUGCAGAGUACCAAAACAACUCAGGGAGGAGAAGGUUAUAGAGUGUGUUCAUUGUGGUUGCAAGGGUUGUGCUAGUGGGGACUGAUUUGGCCACAAUUCUAGUGCGUCAGUUGUUGUGAUUUUCUUGUUAUAAAUAUAUUGUCAAAUAGCUUUCUCUUGUAAUGUUUAUCUUAUGAUUUGUAUUAAGAUGAAUCUUGUUUCGAUUUUUUA